Molecule: messenger RNA, 1316 nt
Organism: Conger conger (European conger)
Lineage: Eukaryota; Metazoa; Chordata; Actinopteri; Anguilliformes; Congridae
Product: glutathione S-transferase kappa 1-like
Exons: 9
Coding region: 220-900 (226 amino acids)
Biological process (GO): glutathione metabolic process
Cellular component (GO): mitochondrion; peroxisome
Molecular function (GO): glutathione peroxidase activity; glutathione transferase activity
Source: RefSeq, a predicted model, not a curated record
AUUGUGUAAUACAUUCAGUAGGUGGCGGUAAUUAACAAAUUUUAGUUUUAACACCGCCAUUAAAACAAAAGAAGAAGAAGAACUCAGAACAUAAACAGCAGUCUCUAAUGUAUGGUCACUAGUCCAACGGCGGGGACGGAAAAUCAACUAGGGAGUCGGAACGAACUAAGACGGAAAUAACCAAGGCUAAAACAACACCCACAGGUAGUUGUUUAUGAGAUGGCGGGUACCAGAAAAGUUAUCGAACUUUUCUAUGACGUUGCAUGCCCGUAUGCUUGGUUGGGGUUUGAGGUCCUCUGUCGCUACAGAAAUGUGUGGAAUAUUGACCUUCAAUUCCGCCCAGCCUUUUUGGGAGGAAUCAUGCACGGAUCAGGCAACAAAUCUCCGGGUCUUGUCCCCAACAAAUUUCUGUACAUGGGAAAAGACUUGGCACGGCUAGCGCUGUACUUUGGCGUUCCUAUUGUUAGCCCUGAAAACCCCGCUGAAGUAAAAGGCUCCCUGUCGGCGAUGCGUUUUGUCACAGCCGUGGCGGAGAGCAGAGAAGGCAGGCAGGCGGACGUGGAGAACGUGUCCAGGGAGCUGUGGAAGAGAAUAUGGAGUGGAGACGAAGACAUCACCCUCCCGGCCUCGCUCUCUGAGGCAGGUCUGAAGGCAGGACUGCCUGCCAAUGAAAUCGAGGAGCUUUUGCAACUGGCCAGUUCUCAGAAAAUCAAGGAAAGGUUGAAGAGUACAACCCAGAAAGCAUUAGAUUGUGGGGCAUUCGGAUUCCCUCACAUAAUAUGCCAUGUUAAUGGGAAGGAGGAGAUGUUCUUUGGGUCAGAUCGAUUCGAGCUCAUGGCACACUGCAUAGGGGAGCAGUGGUUGGGACCUCAGCCCGCCAAGACGAGUGCCAGAAUGUGACCCUCAUCCAUAAAUAUCUGCAGGGUCUCCUUCACAAUUUGGCCUGGAUUUACCGUGGGAGCAAUAAUUAUUGUUUUUCCUCAUACCUCCUCCAGGCAGUCUUUGUGUAUUAACAUGAAUUAAACUGAAAUUUAGUCAUGGGAUCAUGCAUAACUUAACAGAUAUAGGUCCAAAGAUAACUUCCAGUCUGGGGUGUUAACCCUUUCAUCUGAUUAUAUGAAAGGAUGUGAAUUAAAUUAGUGAAUUUAUAGUAUUCAUACAGAAUGUUAGGGACACAAAAUUAGUUCCAAAUAUGAAUAAAAAAAUAUAACAUCUGAAAAUUAGAUCAGCAAAAAGCGUUCAGAAUGAAAACUCCUAUGUGAACAUAAUCCUGCUCCCAUGGCACAUUCUCAAAUAAAGCAUAGUUAUAAAAUGUU